AUGUCGACAAACGUAAAAUUAUGUGUUUGUAAUUCACUUGUCUUGUUUGUUUACAGGCAAGAAAAACGAGAUAAAAUAAAAGCGAGAUUGGAAGAGGUUGAAGACGCACCUGAAAUCUUGGAGGAAAAAUGUAUACGCUUGGCAGCAGCAAUCAGUAGAGCUACGUCACUUGCAGUGUACACAGGUGCUGGUAUUAGCACAGCGGCAUCUAUUCCAGAUUACAGAGGAACUAAUGGAGUUUGGACUCGUAUGCAACAGGGAAAAGAUAUUGGGAAUCAUGAUCUGAGCCAAGCUGAGCCAACCUUGACGCACAUGGCUCUUUAUGCAUUGUAUAAAGCUCGAGUCCUCAAGCAUGUAGUUUCACAAAACUGUGAUGGAUUACACUUACGCAGUGGUAUCCCGCGUAAUCUUCUGUCCGAGGUACACGGCAAUAUGUAUGUGGAAGUUUGUAGAACGUGCAAGCCGUCGAGAGAAUAUUGGAGACUUUUUGACGUUACUGAAAAGACUGCGCGAUAUCAACAUGGCACGGGAAGAUUAUGCCACAGAUGUGAUUCUAUGCUGCAAGACUCGAUCGUCCAUUUCGGCGAGAGAGGUAAUCUGCCUUGGCCAAUCAAUUGGAACGGCGCAUCUAGAGCUGCGAAGCAAGCGGAUGUUAUAUUGUGUCUGGGUUCUAGUCUGAAAGUUCUCAAGAAGUAUCCGUGGUUGUGGCAAAUGGACAAGCCCGUUCAGAAAAGAGCGUCCCUGUACAUUAUCAACUUGCAGUGGACUCCGAAAGACGAGAAUGCAGUUUUGAAGAUAAAUGGAAAGUGUGACGAAGUGAUGAAGAAAGUCAUGAGCCAUUUGGGGCUGGAGAUACCGCAAUAUAAUCGUACAAAAGAUCCAAUCUUCUUUCAUGCGGUAAAGCUUCAAAACGGCGAACAGCUUACCAAGACUCAACCGUGUCUCGAAGAACCGGCAGUUAAGGAACCUCUAAGCCAAAGCAGCGACGAGAAUGUUAAAUGCACGGUGCAAGAAACUGACAAAGAAGACUGCAUAGCGUCCAUAGCGGUGGCUGAUAUAACAACUGCCUAUCCGGCACCUUUCUUCGCCGCGCUACCGUUUCUGUCUAUGGGCUUGCCAUUUCCUCCUAUGUACAUGUAUCCUCAAUUGACGCCAUUGUUUUAUUAUCCUUUUAUACAAAUACCAAACAUACCGACGGAAGCGCCAAAACCCAAACCCGCUUGUUCGUUUUGUAUGGAGCACGAGGGCUCCCUCACCUGUUUGUAUUAUCAACGUGACGGAGACUGUUCAGCGCCGAUAAAGGCCGAGAGUGAGCAAAAGCAAGAGGAAAGUGAUUCACUAGUGAUUCGCGCGGACACUCCCGUAGCAUCUCCAAAGAAUCCAGGCUGGUUUGGUAAAGGAUACCGUAAGGGUAUGAAGAGAAAGCGGUAGCAUCCACUCCAUGUAUGCAAUAUGCUUGGCCGACUAUUUACCGGGAUUAUACAAUAUAAUCUUACAUUAUACAAUAUAUUUACAUACAUAAGUAUUUAAAGCCUCCAUAUCAUAAUGAAACUCGUGCAUAUUUUGUAGAUUUAUAGCAAUUUGAUUCCAGUAUUCAAAGCUUUAACAAAAAAUAGACUGAAAUUUUGGAAGUAUUUCCUAAUAACGAUGCAAAGGCAAUCUAUUAUUUUUGCCUAUUUCAAAGCAAAUUUACUUUGUCAAACUUUACUAUGGUCUGAACUUUCCUCCAAAAUAUAGGCAAACGGAAUUCAUAUUUUAAUUAAAAAUAAUUUUAAACACUAAUCAUUAUUAAUUAGGCAAAUGGAGUGCACAUUUUAAUUAAAGAUAGUUUUGAAUAACACUCAUUAAUUUUAUUUAAAAAAUAUCUUAAUUUUAUUACGAGAUGUUUUUGUCUUUCAGUAUGAUUUAUUUUUUUUCUUGUCUUAGUUAUAUGAGAAAGUAAAAAAUAUUUUGAUAACUUGUACAAAAGAUAAAAAUAUUCAAAAUCGUAAUUUUUUAAAUAGAUGUUCACCUCCUAUCAAAAAGUUUGAGUUUAUCAAUAAAUAGGUUAAAUAAUUUUUGCAAAAAUAUGAGGGCAAAUCAAUAAGUUUUUAGAAA
Messenger RNA from Wasmannia auropunctata (little fire ant), 2097 nucleotides. It is a transcript of the gene Sirt7, whose product is annotated as NAD-dependent protein deacetylase sirtuin-7. Gene Ontology annotation, molecular function: NAD+ binding. The coding region runs from base 1 to 1431 and encodes 476 amino acids. The record is from RefSeq and is a predicted model, not a curated record. Lineage: Eukaryota; Metazoa; Arthropoda; Insecta; Hymenoptera; Formicidae. The transcript has 3 exons.